This is a messenger RNA of Acanthoscelides obtectus, 264 nucleotides long. NCBI's taxonomy places the organism in Eukaryota, Metazoa, Arthropoda, Insecta, Coleoptera, Chrysomelidae. The record is from the annotation of a GenBank genome assembly.
AUGUACAAAUUAUAUCAGGAGUUUUGUAUUGACAAACAAGAAUUACCCGUAAAAGAGUCCUAUUACAGGCAUAUUUGCAAUACGGAAUUCGCCUGCGGUCGUUGUGACAAUUUGCAAAAUAUAAUAAGAUAUUCUACAAAUGAAAACGUGAUUAAAAAUGCCAAGCAGACCUCGAGCUGCACCAAAGAAAGGCCCAGAAAGAAACAGAUGCCAAAAAAGCUGAUAUUGCUGAAAAUAAAAAUGAUUCUAAAAUUAUGGCUGUAA